AUGGGGGAUGUGCAGCUUGUGACUACAACGCGGAUCUCCAAGACCAGCUUGACAUUAGGCCGAGGUUCUCCAAGACAGGAGUCUCCAACCUUUACUCUCCCACCCCGCAAUGCCCGGGUCAGCCCAGGAGGGACAGCACGCCUUGAUGGGAAGGUAGGAAUCUCUCUCUCAAAAUGCCUGUCCCAAAUCGCUCCCUAUAUCCCUUCCCCUUACAUUUUACAUUUUAGUCAUUUAGCAGAUGCUCUUAUCCAGAGCGACUUACAGUUAGUGAGUGCAUAAUUUGUUUUUCUUCAUACUGGCCCCCCGUGGGAAUCGAACCCACAACCCUGGCGUUGCAAGCGCCAUGCUCUACCAACUGAGCCUAUCUCCUUGAUGUUAGCAUUUCUGAAUAGGUAUAACCAGUGUAGUGGUAAGGCUUCCACCAUAUCUGCAAACAUUGAAGGAUUAGGGCCAUAAGGAGGAGUAGGGAUCGAAUUGUGAAUGGACCAAAAUGUCAUUAUAUCAGUUUAUUUUCAACCCACCCGAGUGUGCGUGAGCUGUGCAUGUUGCGUUGUGUUUAGAGUAGAGGUGCUGAAGUGGACUUUGUUGCCCUUGGGUCAAGGCCUUGUGUUGACCCCACACCUCCUGUUAGCAAGACUCCUACUGUGCUGUUCACUGUGCUCUCCUUGGCAUCCCUCUCUGGGCAUCACUGUCUGUUUGGACUUGGGACCAAUCCCAAAUCGACCCCUACGCCCUAUGGAGAUAAGUAAUAUGGUGAAACCUCCACCUAGCCUAUAAGAGGGGCAAGGUGGACAUAUUCCCAUAUUACUAACACCUGUCAUAGCCUUUCAUAUCUUCACAAGUGCAUAGGGUUUAGGGUUUGAUUUGGGAUAGGGCAUCAGUCUCUGCUUAUCAGCUCACUCAAUAUGGUCAUGGGUGAGCAACCAGGCUUUGCAAAAAACAAAAAAACUAAACAGCUGUUUGAGAAUGCUUAUCCCAACAAUACUUGAGGCUGACAGAGAGGACUGUCAAGUCUUGAUUUAUCGCAAAGGUCCUUUUGGCGAAGACUGCUUCAAUUUCCAUUUUCCAUAUGAUUAAUGCAUGGUGACUUGUUAUCCUAGCAAAGAAGUCUUUGCCCAAAAAUGUUUUGAAGUUAUCCAAACAGAUUCGUAGGCUUUUAAAAAUACAUUAAAAAAAUUAGAUAAGAGUGUUGAUCGGGAUUAAGUUAGAGGUUUAUCAUGGGUGAAAUGCUAGUCAGGAAGAAUAAUAUAAUUUAUGCCAUUUAGCAAACGCUUUUAUCCAAAGCAUCUUAGUCAUGCGAGCAUAAAUGUUCAUAAUGGGUGGCCCCAGUGCGAAUCGAACCCACUAUCCUGGAAGUGCAAGUGCCGAACUAUACACAGGACCGCAAUGCAUUUCUCCAAUACAUUUUAAUUCGUAACUAUAUCUCAAGAGUGUAGGUCAUUUGUUUUGUAGCCUUGAUUUGUUACCCCCCCAAAAUGCAUGAUUUAAAUGUUACGCUGUCCACUGCACAUGUCAACAUGGCCAGUCAGUCAAGCUAGAUAGACUAUCUACAGUGGCUUUGCUCUGUGUUUGGAACCCUUUCAUCAUGUCCCCUUGUCAUGUUUUGACAACCCCCAGAGGGUCGGCUCUGCUCCUCAGAUGCCCCGAUCUCAGUUCCUGUCAAGUCUCCCCACUGCCUUCCAUGUAAAAGGGAUAGUUCACACAUAAAAAAAUGACAUUGUAAGUAAACCAAUGUAAGCAGGCAAUGGAUAAGGUAUGGCUGCAAUCAAUGUUUGGUUUUGUUUACCUUACUGCUGUCUUCAAAUGCUAAUGCUUUGAAUUAGUCAUUUUUAAAGGGGAAAUUCAGAAUUGUACAACUUCAUGUUAUAUGGUUCCUCACCCUGAAAGUAGUCUAUGGGCCAGGAGAAACUGUAAUCCAUGGUUCGGUUUUAACGACAUGAAGGCAGUGUUAUGGCAAUGCAGUGUGUGGGAUCUCUCUUAGAUUGGAAAGGAUGUGUGACUAAUGAGACUGUAGUGUUACAGAAAGCAGGCUCCUGCCACUUGGAGUUCACCUCCACCAUACACAUGGUUUUCAUUCAGCUUCUCUGUCUCUGCUUUGAGUCUGAUGUAAAGCAUUGGAGUAAUUUCUGGGACUCAUGGUAAAAAUCCGAAUUGCAUCCUCUUUAUGAAAUGAUACAGUAAAGUAGGGUUCCCCAACUGGCGGCCCGCGGGCCAAAACCAUGUGUAUGGUGGACCCCAAGUCUUCUGAGCAAAAAAAUAAAAACAGUAUACACUACCGGUCAUAAGUUUUAGGACACCUACUCAUUCAAGGGUUUUUCUUUAUUUCUACUAUUUUCUACAUUGUAGAAUAAUAGUGAAGACAUCAAAACUAUGAAAUAACACAUGGAGUCAUGAAUUAACCAAAAAAGUGUUAAACAAAUCAAAAUAUAUUUUAUAUUUGAGAUUCUUCAAAUAGCCACCCUUUGCCUUGAUGACAGCUUUGCACACUCUUGACAUUCUCUCAACCAGCUUCAUGAGGUAGUCACCUGGAAUGCAUUUCAAUGUGCCUUCUUAAAAGUUAAUUUGUAGAAUUUAUUUCCUUAAUGCGUUUGAGCCAAUCAGUUGUGUUGUGACAAGGUAGGGGGGGUAUACAGAAGCUAGCCCUAUUUGGUAAAAUACCAAGUCCAUAUUAUGACAAGAACAGCUCAAAUAAGCAAAGAGAAACGACAGUCCAUCAUUACUUUAAGACAUGAAGGUCAGUCAAUACAGAACAUUUCAAGAACUUUGAACAUUUCUUCAAGUGCAGUCGCAAAAACCAUCAAGCGCUAUGAUGAAACUUGCUCUCAUGAGGAGCGCCACAGGAAUGGAAGACACAGAGUUACUUCUGCUGCAGAGGAUAAGUUCAUUAGUUUUCCAGCCUCAGAAAUUGCAGCCCAAAUAAAUGCUUCACAGAGUUCAAGUAACAGACACAUCUCAACAUCAACUGUUCAGAGGAGACUGUGUGAAUCAGGCCUUCAUGGUCGAAUUGCUGCAAAGAAACCACUACUAAAGGACACCAAUAAGAAGAAGAGACCUGCUUGGGCCAAGAAACACGAGCAAGUUGGGAAGAGAUCUUUGACGUACCGAUCCCAUGGCAUAAUGUUUAUGAACUGACACGCAAAACGACACCGGAUUCAAAAAUUAGAAUCUUUCAAUUUAAAUUAUUAUAUAAAAUUCUUGCUACCAAUAGAAUGUUAUUUAUAUGGGGGAUACAAUCUUCCCAGCUCUGCAGAUUUUGCUGUGAAGAGAUAGAAUCAUUAGAUCAUUUGUUUUGGUUCUGUCCAUUUGUAGCUUGUUUUUGGACACAGGUCCAGGAAUGGCUAAAGGAUUGCAAUAUUUACCUGGAACUAACCUUGCAGAUAGCAUUACUGGGUGAUCUGAAAAGUCAUAGUCAAUCAAUCAAUAAUAUAAUAAUACUUUUAGCAAAAAUAUUUAUUUUUAAUUCACAAUCUGUAGAAGCAAUGAGAAUAGAAAGGUUCAGAACUUUUGUAAAACAUCACAGUACGGUUGAAAUAUAUAUGGCAAAUAGAAAUCCUAUAUGGAUGGGGUUAAGAGAUAGAUGGGAGGUAUUGAAUAGAGUUGAAGGAUGGGACUAAUAACAAAUAACAACAAAUAAUAACAAAGAUAGCUAAUAAUGUAAGCAUACUGUGUCCAUAAUAAGUAUAUAGGUUGUAUGUUGGGAGCUUUUGGGAAAGAGCACAGUUAGAAAGAUAUGGCAUUUAGAAGCAAACCGGAUGGACAUCAUGAAAAUGAUCGGAGAGGUUGAGAGUAGAAGAAGUUCAGGAGCAAAAAAAUAAAUAAAUAUAUAUAUAUAUAUAGAAUUAUUGUAAAAUUAACUCUGUCCAUAAGGUGUAGAUAGUAAGUAUAGACCGGAAGUAGAGGCCUGGGCGUUGUUGUUCACUAAUUUACUCCAAGUAGGGAAAGGAUGGUGGGGUUGAAAAGUAAUAAAGGGGAAUAUUUAAAAAAAAAAGAAACACGAGCAAUGGACAUUAGACCGGUGGAAAUUGUCCUUUUGGAGUCCAAAUUUGAGAUUUUUUGUUCCAUUUUUUGUUUUUGGGUGAACGGAUGAUGUCCGCAUGUGUAAUUCCCACCGUAAAGCAUAGACGAGGAGGUGUUGCGGUGUGGGGGGUGCUUUGCUGGUGACACUGUCUGUGAUUUAUUUAGAAUUCAAGGCACACUUAACAAGCAUGGCUACCACAGCAUUCUGCAGCGACACGCCAUCCCAUCUGGUUUGGGCUUAGUGGGACUAUAAUUUGCUUUUCAACAGGACAAUGACCCAACACACCUCCGGGCUGUGUAAGGGCUAUUUUACCAAGAAGGAGAGUGAUGGAGUGCUGCAUCAGAUGACCUGGCCUCCACAAUCCCCCGACCUCAACCAAAUUGAGAUGGUUUGAUGGAUGUGUAUUUUUGUUAUGAGGACAGUCUAGCCUCGCCUUACGCAUCACUUCUUUAUCCUUUGUGAUUGGUCGGUUGUGAUGAGGGUGAGAUGCUUGUUAGCAGAGGAAGAGAGAGCCAGCAUUGCAGUGUCUGAUUUUGUACAGCCUGACUGUCCAGUGCUGAGCAGACCUGGGUUGAAAUACUAUUCAGAAUCAUUUCAAAUCCUUUAUUUGUGCUUGAUUGAGCUUGCCUGGGUUAAUGGGCCAAUAAAAUAGUCCCAAAACUGUAAACCCUGCCCAUCUGUCACUCCAGGCAGGCUAGACCAAACGCUCAAAUUAUAUGAAAUAAUUCAAAUAGUAUUUGAACCCAGGUAAGGUGCUGAGACAGAGUAGCUAUAUGGAAUGCUUCUUGAUAGGGAUUAAAAUAUCUUAGUCUUGUGACGUUCAGCUUCCUGAGGUAUUGUUUUUUUCAGAGCCGCUGGAGCAGAACACAGUCAGCUCCUCUUCUGCUUGGAUGAGCUGAAACAACGCAGAAUUUCAUUAUUACAUUAUGUGGAGUUGUACAGUGGUACCUCAAACUGUGAUCGAGCUAAAGCAUGUUUGUGUGCAGUGAGAGCAUCUUGGUGAAGGAAUUUUGAAAUUAUUUUUAAAAUAGUGUGUGGAUGAAGAUAUGUUCAGCACUAACCUUAAGACUUUAGGUUCUUUACUAUCAAUGGAAUGGAACACCUCAGACAUCUGCCAGCCAAAUGCUACACACACACACUCUGUUAGAUUGAAAUGGGAACCCACCACCUAUGAUUUACAGACCACCUCCGACCUUUAAACAAGGGUAUCACAUACACAGAUGGUUAUCUGCUUCCAGGAGGAAGUCAUGUGUCAGGGAGAUUGUUACUUUGUUCUGUUGCUCUCCCAGGUAGCAUUCAUCACUACUGAAGGCAAGAUCCAUCACCUCUCCUUAUGUCUGCGUCCCAAAUGGCACCCUAUUCCCUGUAUAUUCCACUGCUUUUGACCAGGACCCAUAGGGCUCUGGUCAAACGGAGUGCACUAUAUAUGGAAUAGGGUGCCAUUUGGGACGCAGACGUUUGCAUGUCUGGAUUGAAGCUUUUUCAAAUGUACUGUGUUACGUAGUGGAAACUUGACUUCUCUUUUAUCAGAACGAUGCAUGUUGUAGCUCCUCUGGCACUAAAUAAUUAUAUUUGUGGGGUCAGAUACUGAUCUUCUGUAGAUGCCAUACAGUGGGGAGAACAAGUAUUUGAUACACUGCCGAUUUUGCAGGUUUUCCUACUUACAAAGCAUGUAGAGGUCUGUAAUUUUUAUCAUAGGUACACUUCAACUGUGAGAGACGGAAUCUAAAACAAAAAUCCAGAAAAUCACAUUGUAUGAUUUUUAAGUAAUUAAUUUGUAUUUUAUUGCAUGACAUAAGUAUUUGAUCACCUACAAACCAGUAUGAAUUCCGGCUCUCACAGACCUGUUAGUUUUUCUUUAAGAAGCCCUCCUGAUCUCCACUCAUUAACUGUAUUAACUGCACCUGUUUGAACUCGUUACCUGUAUAAAAGACACCUGUCCACACACUCAAUCAAACAGACUCCAACCUCUCCACAAUGGCCAAGACCAGAGAGCUGUGUAAGGACAUCAGGGAUAAAAUUGUAGACCUGCACAAGGCUGGGAUGGGCUACAGGACAAUAGGCAAGCAGCUUGGUGAGAAGGCAACAACUGUUGGCGCAAUUAUUAGAAAAUGGAAGAAGUUCAUGAUGACGGUCAAUCACCCUCGGUCUGGGGCUCCAUGCAAGAUCUCACCUCGUGGGGCAUCAAUGAUCAUGAGGAAGGUGAGGGAUCAGCCCAGAACUAAACGGCAGGACCUGGUCAAUGACCUGAAGAGAGCUGGGACCACAGUCUCAAAGAACACCAUUAGUAACACACUACGCCGUCAUGGAUUAAAAUCCUGCAGCGCACGCAAGGUCCCCCUGCUCAAGCCAGCGCAUGUCCAGGCGCGUCCGAAGUUUGCCAUUGACCAUCUGGAUGAUCCAGAGGUGGAAUGGGAGAAGGUAAUGUGGUCUGAUGAGACAAAAAUAGAGCUUUUUGGUCUAAACUCCACUCGCCGUGUUUGGAGGAAGAAGAAGGACGAGUACAACCCCAAGAACACCAUCCCAACCAUGAAGCAUGGAGGUGGAAACAUCAUUAUUUGGGGAUGCUUUUCUGCAAAGGGGACAGGAUGACUGCACCGUAUUGAGGGGAGGAUGGAUGGGGCCAUGUAUCGCGAGAUCUUGGCCAACAACCUCCUUCCCUCAGUAAGAGCAUUGAAGACGGGUCGUGGCUGGGUCUUCCAGCAUGACAACGACCCAAAACACACAGCCAGGGCAACUAAGGAGUGGCUCUGUAAGAAGCAUCUCAAGGUCCUGGAGUGGCCUAGCCAGUCUCCAGACCUGAACCCAAUAGAAAAUCUUUGGAGGGAGCUGAAAGUCUGUAUUGCCCAGCGACAGCCCCGAAACCUGAAGGAUCUGGAGAAGGUCUGUAUGGAGGAGUGGGCCAAAAUCCCUGCUACAGUGUGUGCAAACCGGGUCAAGACCUACAGGAAACGUAUGAUCUCUGUAAUUGCAAACAAAGGUUUCUGUACCAAAUAUUAAGUUCUGCUUUUCUGAUGCAUCAAAUACUUAUGUCAUGCAAAAAAAUGCAAAUUAAUUACUUAAAAAUCAUGCAAAGUGAUUUUCUGGAUUUUUGUUUUAGAUUCCGUCUCUCACAGUUGAAGUGUACCUAUGAUAAAAAUUACAGACCUCUACAUGCUUUGUAAGUAGGAAAACCUGCAACAUCGGCAGUGCUAUUUGGGACUCCAGUGUUUUAUCCCAAUGCAGAUUAUCCUGUAGCUUCUGGAAAGAGUUAGGGUUGUAAUUACUAUUUGUCUCUGGCCUUGGCCCUGGGGAGCUACAGUCUAUUCUAGGUUUCAUUGGACAGGUAUGUUUGUGUUGUCUACUUUACUCUGUCUGCACUAAUCCACUCUGCUCUCUAGUACUCUAUUGAUAUUCAAUGAAAAAUAACAAAUGCUCUACUACCAGAUCAAAGUUGGAGAAGAUUGAUGUGUAAAUAUAUGUGUGCCAUAUUCCCUUCAUAGUGCAAUGACGAUAGUUUAGGAUUUUUAAAAAACAUUGCAGCUAAAAGCUGAAGCGUCAGCAGCACACCUCGCUGUCCCCUCACAUCCUUUGGCUCUGGUCUUUGAAAUGGUUAGAACUCCUCUUAUCUCAACAGAGGACGCCACCUCGCUGGGAGCCCAAAUCUCUCUCAAUGAACUCAAAAGGGAAUGGGAUAGCAUGAAUAAAGGCAAAUCACCUGGAUGGGACAGUUUUUCCUCCUGAGGUCUAUUAACAUUUUGGAAUCAGUUAGGUCCACUAUUGCUCGAAAUGAUUAAUACAGCCGUUCACAAAGGUUCAUUUGGGGGAGAUGUGAAUACAGCACAAAUUUUGCUUCUAUAAAAAAAAGGUCAGAAUGCCACCAAGUGUUCUCACAAUCACCCCCCAUCUUUGAUAAACACGGAUGUUAAACUUUUUUCCAAAAAGUUUUCGUCCAGUCUCGAGACUUGAGACACACGGACCAAGGCGGGUUUGUUAAAAAAUAUUCAUCAUCGGAUAAUCUCCGACUAUUACAAAUCUGAAAUGCUUCAUUAGAAACAAUAGCUCCUUGGGUCGUUUUAUCUCUCGAUGCAGUAAAAGCUUUUGAUAGACUAGAAUGGUGAUACAGUGAGGGGAAAAAAGUAUUUGAUCCCCUGCUGAUUUUGUACGUUUGCCCACUGACAAAGACAUGAUCAGUCUAUAAUUUUAAUGGUAGGUUUAUUUGAACAGUGAGAGACAGAAUAACAAAAAAAAUAAUCCAGAAAAACGCAUGUCAAAAAUGUAAUGAAUUGAUUUGCAUUUUAAUGAGGGAAAUAAGUAUUUGACCCCUCUGCAAAACAUGACUUAGUACUUGGUGGCAAAACCCUUGUUGGCAAUCACAGAGGACAGAUGUUUCUUGUAGUUGGCCACCAGGUUUGCACACAUCUCAGGAGGGAUUUUGUCCCACUCCUCUUUGCAGAUCUUCUCCAAGUCAUUAAGGUUUCGAGCCUGACGUUUGGCAACUCGAACCUUCAGCUCCCUCCACAGAUUUUCUAUGGGAUUAAGGUCUGGAGACUGGCUAGGCCACUCCAGGAACUUAAAAAAAUUAAUUUAAAAAAUAUGCCAUUUAGCAGACGCUUUUAUCCAAAGCGACUCACAGUCAUGCGUGCAUACAUUAUUAUUAUUAUUUUUUGUGUAUGGGUGGUCCCGGGGAUCGAACCCACUACCUUGGCGUUACAAGCGCCGUGCUCUACCAGCUGAGCUACAGAGGACCAGACCUUAAUGUGCUUCUUCUUGAGCCACUUCUUUGUUGCCCUGGCUGUGUGUUUUGGGUCAUUGUCAUGCUGGAAUACCCAUCCACGACCCAUUUUCAAUGCCCUGGCUGAGGGAAGGAGGUUCUCACUCAAGAUUUGACGGUACAUGGCCCCGUCCAUCGUCCCUUUGAUACGGUGAAGUUGUCCUGUCCCCUUAGCAGAAAAACACCCCCAAAGCAUAAUGUUUCCACCUCCAUGUUUGACGGUGGGGAUGGUGUUCUUGGGGUCAUAGGCAGCAUUCCUCCUCCUCCAAACACGGCGAGUUGAGUUGAUGCCAAAGAGCUCCAUUUUGGUCUCAUCUGACCACAACACUUUCACCCAGUUCUCCUCUGAAUCAUUCAGAUGUUCAUUGACAAACUUCAGACUGGCCUGUAUACAGUGGGGAAAAAAGUAUUUAGUCAGCCACCAAUUGUGCAAGUUCUCCCACUUAAAAAGAUGAGAGAGGCCUGUAAUUUUCAUCAUAGGUACACGUCAACUAUGACAGACAAAUUGAGAAUUUUUUUUCCAGAAAAUCACAUUGUAGGAUUUUUUAUGAAUUUAUUUGCAAAUUAUGGUGAAAAAUAAGUAUUUGGUCACCUACAAACAAGCAAGGUUUCUGGCUCUCACAGACCUGUAACUUCUUCUAUAAGAGGCUCCUCUGUCCUCCACUCGUUACCUGUAUUAAUGGCACCUGUUUGAACUUGUUAUCAGUAUAAAAGACACCUGUCCACAACCUCAAACAGUCACACUCCAAACUCCACUAUGGCCAAGACCAAAGAGCUGUCAAAGGACACCAGAAACAAAAUUGUAGACCUGCACCAGGCUGGGAAGACUGAAUCUGCAAUAUGUAAGCAGCUUGGUUUGAAGAAAUCAACUGUGGGACAAAUUAUUAGGAAAUGGAAGACAUACAAGACCACUGAUAAUCUCCCUCGAUCUGGGGCUCCACGCAAGAUCUCACCCCGUGGGGUCAAAAUGAUCACAAGAACGGUGAGCAAAAAUCCCAGAACCACACGGGGGGACCUAGUGAAUGACCUGCAGAGAGCUGGGACCAAAGUAACAAAGCCUACCAUCAGUAACACACUACGCCGCCAGGGACUCAAAUCCUGCAGGGCCAGACGUGUCCCCCUGCUUAAGCCAGUACAUGUCCAGGCCCGUCUGAAGUUUGCUAGAUGGCAUUUGGAUGAUCCAGAAGAGGAUUGGGAGAAUGUCAUAUGGUCAGAUGAAACCAAAAUAUAACUUUUGGUAAAAACUCAACUCGUCGUGUUUGGAGGACAACGAAUGCUGAGUUGCAUCCAAAGAACACCAUACCUACUGUGAAGCAUGGGGGUGGAAACAUCAUGCUUUGGGGCUGUUUUUCUGUAAAGGGACCAGGACGACUGAUCCGUGUAAAGGAAAGAAUGAAUGGGGCCAUGUAUCGUGAGAUUUUGAGUGAAAACCUCCUUCCAUCAGCAAGGGCAUUGAAGAUGAAACGUGGCUGGGUCUUUCAGCAUGACAAUGAUCCCAAACACACCGCCCGGGCAACGAAGGAGUGGCUUCGUAAGAAGCAUUUCAAGGUCCUGGAGUGGCCUAGCCAGUCUCCAGAUCUCAACCCCAUAGAAAAUCUUUGGAGGGAGUUGAAAGUCCGUGUUGCCCAGCGACAGCCCCAAAACAUCACUGCUCUAGAGGAGAUCUGCAUAGAGGAAUGGGCCAAAAUACCAGCAACAGGACAAUGACCCUAAGCACACAGCCAAGAUAACGCAGGAGUGGCUUCGGGACAAGUCUCUGAAUGUCCUUGAGUGGCCCAGCCAGAGCCCGGACUUGAACCCGAUCUAACAUCUCUGGAGAGACCUGAAAAUAGCUGUGCAGCGACCCUCCCCAUCCAACCUGACAGAGCUUGAGAGGAUCUGCAUAGAGGAAUGGAAGAAACUCCCCAAAUACAGGUGUGCCAAGCUUGUAGCGUCAUACCCAAGAAAACUUGAGGCUGUAAUCACUGCCUAAGGUGCUUCAACAAAGUACUGAGUAAAAGGGUCUGAAUUUUUGUGAAAACCUUGUGAAGACUUACAGAAAACGUUUGACCUGUGUCAUUGCCAACAAAGGGUAUAUAACAAAGUAUUGAGAAACUUUUGUUAUUGACCAAAUACUUAUUUUCCACCAUAAUUUCCAAAUAAAUUCAUUAAAAAUCCUACAAUGUGAUUUUCUGAACGUCAUAGUUGACGUGUACCUAUGAUGAAAAUUACAGGCCUCUCUCAUCUUUUAAGUGGGAGAACUUGCACAAUUGGUGGCUGACUAAAUACUUUUUUUCCCCACUGUAUGUGCUUUCUUGAGCAGGGGGACCUUGCGGACGCUGCAGGGUUUCAGUCCUUCACGGCGUAGUGUGUUACCAAUUGUUUCCUUGGUGACUAUGGUCCCAGCUGCCUUGAGAUCAUUGACAAGAUCCUCCCGUGUAGUUCUGGGCUGAGUCCUCACCGUUCUCAUGAUCAUUGCCGAGGGAGAUUGACAGUUCUUUUUGUGUUUCUUCCAUUUUGCGAAUAAUCGCACCAACUAUUGUCACCUUCUCACCAAGCUGCUUGGCGAUGGUCUUGUAGCCCAUUCCAGCCUUGUGUAGGUCUACAAUCUUGUCCCUGACAUCCAUGGAGAGCUCUUUGGUCUUGGCCAUGGUGGAGAGUUUGGAAUCUGAUUGAUUGCUUCUGUGGACAGGUGUCUUUUAUACAGGUAACAAGCUGAGAUUAGGAGCACUCCCUUUAAGAGUGUGCUCCUAAUCUCAGCUCGUUACCUGUAUAAAAGACACCUGGGAGCAAGAAAUCUUUCUGAUUGAGAGGGGGUCAAAUACUUAUUUCCCUCAUUAAAAUGCAAAUCAAUUUAUAACAUUUUUGAAAUGCGUUUUUCUGGAUUUUUUUGUUGUUAUUCUGUGUCUCACUGUUCAAAUAAACCUACCAUUAAAAUUAUAGACUGAUCAUUUCUUUGUCAGUGGGCAAAUGUACAAAAUCAGCAGGGGAUCAAAUACUUUUUUCCCUCACUGUAGCAAGAGGGUGGAAAAAGUAGAUCCUAUGUAACUAAAGUCUGGGCACCCCUGAUCUAGACAAUGUAUCUCAAUCGCAUUGAAGAUCAUAGAUAAAUUCAGCGCCAUCUCAAAUUAUAAAAUGAAUCAGCCCUACUACUGCCUCUUAAGAUCCCAAUGGAGGACUCCAUCUCUACUUAUGGAUUCCCAAUUUUUUCCCAUUUUAGAUAUUUGGGAGUAGAUACAUUUAAUUCCUUAGAUAAAACCAUUGCCAGAAACUUUAACAGAACACUCAAAUCAAUGUAAUCCGACUAACAUCCCAGUUGCUUUAACCGGCAGAAUAUCCAUUGUUAAAAUGAAUAUAUUGCCACAGCUGAAUUUCUGUAGUUCAAUGCUUCCCAUGGUUCCCCCUUCUGGCUAGUGGCAUAACAUUGAUAGUGAAGUUUAAAAAAUGUAAAUGGCAAGAUAAGCCAUCCCGGAUAAAAUGUACAAACUUACAAAGAGGGAAAGACGUAGGAGGACUAUCCGUACCAAACUUUAAAAUGUAUUUCCAGGCACUAGCAUUUCGCUAGCAUUUCGCCCCAUCCUAAAUUGGUUUAGACAUGGUUAUUCUGCCCCCUGGCUGAAUAUAGAGAGAUGGUGUAUCGUAUUACCCUGGAAGAGACUGUCUUUACUGAUAUACGCCUUAAACAAUGCAAACUACGCUUUGGUCGAAGGAAUUGUCCGUAGAGCUCCGAGACAGAAUUGUGUCGGCACAGAUCUGGGGAAGGGUACCAAAACAUUUCUGCCACAUUGAAGGUCCCCAAGAACACAGUGGCCUCCAUCAUUCUUAAGUGGAAUAAGUUUAGAACCACCAAGACUCUUCCUAGAGCUGGCCUUUAUGACAGCCCGCUUGGGGUUUGCCAAAAGGCACCUAAAGGACUCUCAGACCAUGAGAAACGUCUGAAUAAAACCUGGUACCAUCCCUACGGUGAAGCAUGGUGGUGGCAGCAUCAUGCUGUGGGGAUGUUUUUCAAUGGCAGGGACUGGGAGACUAGUCAGGAUCAAGGGAAAGAUGAAUGGAGCAAAGUACAUAGAGAUCCUUGAUGAAAACCUGCUCCAGAGCACUCAGGCUGGGGCAAAUGUUCACCUUCCAACAGGACAAUGACCCUAAGCACACAGCCAAGAUAACGCAGGAGUGGCUUCGGGACAAGUCUCUGAAUGUCCUUGAGUGGCCCAGCCAGAGCCCGGACUUGAACCCGAUCUAACAUCUCUGGAGAGACCUGAAAAUAGCUGUGCAGCGACCCUCCCCAUCCAACCUGACAGAGCUUGAGAGGAUCUGCAUAGAGGAAUGGAAGAAACUCCCCAAAUACAGGUGUGCCAAGCUUGUAGCGUCAUACCCAAGAAAACUUGAGGCUGUAAUCACUGCCUAAGGUGCUUCAACAAAGUACUGAGUAAAAGGGUCUGAAUUUUUAUGUAAAUAUGAUAUUAAAUUUUUUUUUUUUUUUUUAUACAUUUGCAAAAAUUUCUAAAAACCAGUUUUUGCUUUGUCAUUAUGGGGGAUUGUGUGUAGAUUGAUGAGGGGAAAAAAAAACUAUUUCAUCAAUUUUAGAAUGAGGCUGUAACGUAACAAAAUGUGGGGUCUGAAUACUUUCCAAAUGCAAUGUAUACUGAACACCUUGUGCUGGGGACAGUGAAAGGCCACUCUAAAAUGUGCACUUCUGUCACACAUUACAAUGCCACAAUGCUGACUGCAGGAAUCUCCACCAGAGCUGUUGCCAGAGAAUGUAAUGUUCAUUUCUCUACCAAUGGCUGCUUCCAACGUCAUUUUUUAGAAUUUGGCAGUACGUCCAACCGGCCUCACAACCGCAGACCACAUGUAACCACACCAGCCCAGGACCUCCACAUCCGACUUCUUCACCUGCGGGAUUGUCUGAGAACAGCCACCCGGACAACUGUGGGUUUGCACAACUGAAGAGUUUCUGCACAAACUGUCAGAAACCGUCACAGGGAAGCUCAUCUGCGUGCUCAUCGUCCUCACCAGGGUCUUGAACUGACUGCAGUUUGGCGUCAUAACUGACUUCAGUGGGCAAAUGCUCACCUUCGAUGGCCACUGGCACGCUGGAGAAGUGUGCUCUUCACGGAUGAAUCCCAGUUUCAACUGUACUGGGAAGAUUGCAUACGUGUGGGCGAGCGGUUUGCUGAUGUCAACGUUGUGAACCGAGCGCCCCAUGGUGGCGGUGGGGUUAUGUUAUGGGCAUGCAUAAGCUACGGACAGCGAACACAAUUUAAUUUUAUCAAUGGCAAUUUGAAUGCACAGCGAUACCGUGACGAGAUCCUGAGGCCAAUUGUCGUGCCAUUCAUCCGCCGCCAUCACCUCAUGUUUCAGCAUGAUCAUGAAGGGUCCCAUGUCGCAAGGUUCUGUACACAAUUCCUGGAAGCUGAACAUUUCCUUGUUCUUCCAUGGCCUGCAUACUCACCAGACAUGUCAUCCAUUGAGCAUGUUUGGGAUGCUCUGGAUCGACAUGUACGACCGCGUGUUCCAGUUUCUGCCAAUAUCCAGCAACUUCGCACAGCCAUUGAAGAGGAGUGGGACAACAUUCCACUAGCCACAAUCAACAGCCUGAUCAACUCUAUGCGAAGGAGAUGUUGCGCUGCAUGAGGCAAAUGGUGGUCACACCAGAUACUGACUGGUUUUGUGAUCCAUGCCCCAAUUAUUAUUUUUAUUUUUUAUGUUGCAUGUUGCGUUUUAUACUUUUGUUCAGUGUGGUAUAUAUAAAUAUGGUGCCAUUUGGGAUGCGGACAAUAAGUAAUUGGGCGGUGUUGCAAUACUAUUAAUAUGGCAUAAUUACAGACUCUCCUGAAACCUAUAUAAAUAAAUAAAAAUGUCAUGUGUGCUUUGGCAGUGAAAAAGUACUGUAGUUGUAAUUGUCUAUAUUCUACGGUUGACAGUGCAGUUGUCCAUCUCAAACCAGUCAUGCUGCCUGACAGUGACAGUAAGUGGCCUUUUUCUUCCCGGCAGGCACUGUUGUUGUCAUGCUCCAGGGCCAUGUUCUUAGUGAGGGGAUGCUCCUCUGAAGACAAGGAAUGUCCACCAGCAUGGAGGCAGGCGUCUGACAUGCCACGUGUCCAUGUAGCGCCUCUCUCCCCAGCCUCCCAGUCCUUUUAAUGGCCUGCCAAGGGUAGAACUCAUUCUCCUAAAGAAUUCUAGUAUUACAUAAUUACGAGCCAGUAGGAAAAUAUAGGGGGAACAGCAUGCGAGGGAGGCUCCAUGUGAACGCUGUGAAAGGUAUGCUGCCAGAAACCUGAUGGUGGUUGAAACUGCUCGCCUAUUGAAAGCAGAUGUGGACCACUUCUAGGCUACUCCUACACGUCUCCACCCUGACUCACCGCUCAGCUCACUCCUCUGACCAGUUAGAGAAGCGGCCAUAUUUCUUCUGCUGCUGGUUUCAUUCAAAUGUUACAUUGGUUUUAAUGGCGUACAUUGUCCAUAUUGGCUACUUCUUUUGAAGGCCUUUUUCCGCAGAGAGUGGUCUCAUCCAUCCACUGGCCAUUGUUAGGAACGGUAGUUAAAUACUGAUGAUUAUUGUCUUUUGCAUGUGUAAUUCAUAGCAGCCUUUUGGCAUUCUGGCUUGACAGUGGCUGCGAAGCCAGGAAAAAUACAAUGUUGAUGAGAUGAAGACAUCAGGUUGUUUGAAUGGUGAAACAGCAGUCUUCAUUGUUUCCCCUCCAAUGGAAUGUUAGCUCAGGAUUAAACAUUAACAUCUUGUCCCUAAAUCAUGUUGGAUUCUCACCAUCAUGUGGAUAGUGGCUUUUCACAGCACUGUGAGAAUCAACUUAUGAAUCACUCAACAUCAUCAAAUGUGGAGUUAUCAGUUUGUUUUUCUGUCUGAGUUAAGACAUAACAGGGAUGCAUCUCAAAUUGCACCCUAUUCCCUAUAAAUCGAAUCAAAUUUCAUUUGUCACAUGCGCCAAAUACAACAGGUGUAGACCUUACAGUGAAAUGCUUACUUACAAGCCCUUAACCAACAAUGCAGUUUUAAUAAAAAAGUGUUAAGUAAAAAAUAGAUAAGUAAAAAAUAAAAAUAGUUAAAGAGCAGCAGUAAAAUAACAGUAGCGAGGCUAUAUACAGGGGGUACCGGUACAGAGUCAACGUGCAAUUUAAGUUUCCCUGCAUUAAAGUCCCCGGCCACUAGGAGCGCCACCUCUGGAUGAGCGUUUUCCUGUUUGCUUAUGGCCUUAUACAGCUCAUUGAGUGCGGUCUUAGUGCCAGCAUCGGUUUGUGGUGGUAAAUAGACAGAUACGAAAAAUAUAAAUGAAAACUCUCUUGGUAAAUAGUGUGGUCUACAGCUUAUCAUGGUGUACUCUACCUCAGGCGAGCAAAACCUUGAGACUUCCUUAAUAUUAGAUUUUGUGCACCAGCUGUUGUUUACAAAUAUACACAGACCGCCACUCCUUGUCUUACCGGAGGCAGCUGUUCUAUCUUGCUGAUGUAGCGUAUAUCCCGCCAGCUGUAUGUGAUCCAUGUCGUCAAUCAGCCACGACUCGGUGAAACAUAAGAUUUUACAGUUUUUACUGUCCCGUUGGUAGGAUAUCCUUGUUCUUAGGUCGUCUAUUUUGUUAUCCAAUGAUUGUACGUUGGCUAAUAGGACUGAUGGUAGAGGCAGAUUACCUACUCGCCGUCGGAUUCUUACAAGGCACCCCGACCUAUGUCCCGGAUAUCUCCAUCUCUUUUUCAUGCGAAUGACGGGGAUUUGGGCCUUGUCGGGUGUCUGAAGAAAUUUCUUCACUUCCGACUGUAUAAAGAAAAAAACUUUGUCCAGUAUGAGGUGAGUAAUCGCUGUCCUGAUAUCCAGAAGCUCUUUUCGGUGGCAGAAACAUGAUGUACAAAAUAAGUUACAAAUACGUGAAUAAACACACACAAUAGCACAAUUGGUUAGGAGGCCAUAAAACGGCAGCCAUCUCCUCCGGCGCCAUUUCCAGUGUUAUUUCUUUAGAACAGAGACCUAUGGGCCCUGGUCAAAAGUAGUGAAAAGUAGUGCACUAUAACGGGAAAAGUCUGCCAUUUGGGACACUAACCUAUUCUGACCCCAUCCAGCGGUAGCGAUCACAACUUUGUGUGAUGUAUGCUAUGAUGCAGGUGGGAAUACAUUCAUAGGUUCUGAUGUACGUCCAUUGAGCAUUAGCCAGACAAUUAUUCUAGAGUCUCUGUGAAAGGCCAACUCCAGCUGUAAUCCACUGCAGGUGUCUUCCAGAAUACAAAGUUGAAAAGUAAUUAUCUGUACAAGACCUUAGAAUUACUGGGGAAAAUAAACCAUAGGUCUAUUUCUUUGGGAAUGAAAAAGACAAGGGCUUCGUCCCAAAUGGAACCCUAUUUCCUAUAUAUUGCUCUACUUUUUACUAGGACUUUGGUCAAAAUUAGUGGAUUAAAUAGGAAAUAAGGUGUCAUUUGAGAUGCACAUAAGAAAACAUCAGGUACAUUUAUUGAUUUGGAGCAGCGACUUGUCUAAAGACACAAGGGAUCAAAUUGUCCUUUUUAUAGUUGCUUCACAUGGAAACGGUGGCAGUGGAAAUCGCUCUGCUUACAUGAUUAAAAUAAACUUUAGCUUCCCUUUGAUCAUUUUCCUCUCUUCAUUAUGAGGGGAUUUCGUUGUAAAGGCCGCUUUUAUCCCAGAAGUAUUAGCCUUGUUAUGGCAAGUAGUACUCUUGAUGUGGUGAUACAUUGGGUGCCAGUAGCGUGACUAGAGAGAAUAUUCCUCGCUUUGUUCCUCAUAUGCCUCUCUCCCUGUAUACUUGUCUUCUUCUUCCAUUCUUGGGUAUUUUGAUGCUCUUCAGAAACUAGGUUUUAUGUCCAGGGUGGAUCAGCAGUCAGGCCUCUCCUCGCUGCCAGUGCAUUGAUCCAUAGUCCUGUCACAACCUUUGUUUUGAUGCCGUAAAUGGUACUUGUGUCUGUUUUCUGGUUUGUAGAAACUUGACUCGGUGUGUAAACAACCCAUUGUUUCUGCUAUACUCAACACUCAUUUGGGAUGUUUGAGGCCGAGAGCUUGACCACAAUGUUUUAGGAACGAGAAGUCUGAAGUCUGCUUGAAAUUUCUGUGGCACUGAGCGUCAUGCAGCUGAGUUUUCAAGGAAAUGCCAGUGUCUGUUUGAUUUAAUAACGACUUUAAACCUAAUACUGCUAUUUUUGGCCAAGCCUGAGGAGGACCGGGUAAAGCAGAUGUAAUAUUUGACUGAAACUGAGAGGCUAGUUUGACAGACUGGAAUGUGAGUGGUCGAUUACAGAGAGAAGCUGGACUUUCACGCUUUUCUACGUCGCCUAUGACUUUUGGGUUCCAUAUGGAAUCAAUCUAUUGUGUACUAGCUGUCGAGCCAUAUUAAUUUGUAUGUUCAAUCUGAAAUGCAUACCAGCUGCAGUGGUUAACAAUUAUAGUUUAUUUUGUUUUGCUGUUAAUUCAAAGCCAGUUGAAUGUGCAAGGGCUUGUAUUGGUUUGCAGAAUGUAAUAUUUCUGCAUGUUUGGGUUUACCAAGGUUCUCCUCCGAAAUACAAUAUUUGACAAAGUCUCAGGGGUUCAAGGGGAGCAUGGUUGGCAUGCCACCAGUGGAAACACAGAGUGAGAGAGAAAGAGAUGGCCCAUCCGCUGUCCUUAUUAGCUGUGGUCUCUGCCUGCAGAUUUGUGAUGCCUCAAAGACUUCAGAGAAAAGAAGCUGUAGAGCAAUUUAGGGAAGUCGACUAGAACUGAAAUGAAUCAGAGAAAGGUGGGAAGCUCCUCCAGAUAGAUGGGGAAUGUGAGCAGUGUUUCACACAGCUUCUGUACCUGUUCAUCUCUGCUAUAUCAUGUGCCCUUUCAGCACCUGUACUCCACUCUUCAUGUGGUGUUAUUAGUGAUGGCUACUGACCUGGGCCAUGUAGAAAAAAGCAGUGAGAGAAUGGAAACGUCAGAAAGGACUAAGAACUUGAGUAAUACAAUAUGCACUGAGGAAAGGGAGGAAGUUGGGGAAAUUAGGUUUAGUUGGAAAAGAGAAGACCGGGAUAAUUAAACAGGCUACUUGUGGUAGGAAUGUAUUUUUUGUAUUCUGGGAAGUAGGAAACACUGAGGGUAAUCAGUAGCUUUCCAGUUCACUUGCUAAUUGUUGAUAUCAAUGUUUAUCAUUAGUAUUUUUGUAAAUAUCCUAUUGUUUACUCUGUCCAUUUGUUUUUACGUCUAAUUAAGUUUAAUUAGUCUAUGGGCCACAGAUUCAGUCAGUUUCACACACCCAGGGAGUUCCUGUGCUCUGACUCCAAUUGUAUUGAGAAGAUAAAUGAAAAUGGUGGAUGUGAACACAUACUAGGCAUGGGGAUUGUCACGGAGUUGGUGUCAGUCAGUGGCCUAAAAUUCGGACCUGCUCAUUAAAAAAACAGUCAUUUCUUAUGGAAACCGUUAUGUUUAUGAGAAGCACACCGUUAGGAUUUGUUUCAACCAUGACCAUUAACAACUGAUGCCCUAUUAUGUUUUGUAUAGUUAAAAUCCACUGAAACACAUCUAUCUAUUCCCAGGUCAGAGGACACCCUGAGCCCCAGGUCACGUGGUCCAGGAAUGGGAAAGUAGUGAUAGCUGGAGAGCGCUUCGCCAUGGAACAAAGUAGCCGUGGAACCUUCAGCCUGGUGGUCCAUGGUGUCCAGGAGGAGGAUGCAGGGCGUUACACAUGUGAGGCAGUCAACGAUGCCGGAAGUCGCCAGGUCACAGUGGAGAUCACUGUAGAAGGUACAGCAGCUCCUAAAUUUGUGUUCCAAAUGGCGCCCUAGGCUGCCGUUUGGGACACAACCUUACCCUCUCCAUCAGCCAACCAGAUAGAUAAUGGAAUGGUCUGUUGACAAAUGUUUGGGCAGGGUCCACUGGCUUUGCUUUGUAGCUCAUUUAAAAUGUAGCAUAGAAAGCAGACUUCUAAGUAACCCUGAGAAAUGCACGGCCUCAAUACCUCAUGUGAAAUUAAACCAAGACUGCGGCAAGUAUUUUAAACACCAGCACAUUUAUUCUACUCCAUAACAUAUAAGACGUCCUUUAAUACAUUAUUAUACAUGGGCUUUUAUACUGUGCCCAAGUUAUGUUUUAACUCAAUGUAAUGAUAGGAAUAAGGUUGAAUAUGGAUCAUCUUCAAAAGGACCACUUUGUUUUGACUUAUUGCAGAUAAUGUCCUUUUCUAAUUCACUGUUCAGAAGGAACUCAUUAGAGUAACCGAUACAAAGUCAACAGAGGCUUCGUCCCAAAUGGCCCCCUAUUCCCUAUAUAGUUCACUACUUUUGACCAGAGCCCCAUAGACCCUGGUCAAAAGAAGUGCAGUAAAUGGGGAAUAGGGGGCCAUUUGGGAUUUAUACUGUCCACAUGGAAUUGUUCCUUUCUGUUAGCAUAAGUGGUGUUAGCUUUUACAUUUUUACAUUUUAGUAAUUUAGCAGACGCUCUUAUCCAGAGUGACUUACAGGAGCAAUUAGGGUUAAGUGCCUUGUUCAAGGGCACAUCGACAGAUUUUUCACCUAGUCGGCUCAGGGAUUAGAACCAGCGACCUUUUCGGUUACUGGCACAACGCUCUUAACCACUAAGCUACCUGCCGCACACUUUGAUUUUCUAAUUCCUUGGUGUAUACAUGCCAGCUGUGCCUUUCCAUUUCUGAUAGUUACACUGCAGAUACUUAGGUUACAUUAUGAAUGAUAGAGGGGGGCUGGCGCCUACUGCUUUCCAGGGAGAAGUAUGUAAACAUUCGGACAUCCUCCACAUUUGUUCAGCUUUCCAAGAUCAUAAACAGCUAUUUAGGCACCUCGGGCUCACUAAACAUUAACAUAUGGAGCAUGCCCUCUGUAACAAGUAGCAGUACAAACAUAUUUUACAAGGCAUUGGACUGAGAUAUGAAGCAUUCUGCAACACUGCACAGUGCACAUUCAUUUACAUUUCGUGGUGCUGGAAUUGCACCAGCGAUAUAUUCUAUGGCUGUCUCUCCAAUGGCACCCUAUUCCCUACAUAGUGCACUACUUUGGGCCAGGGCCCUGGGCACUACAUAGGGAAUAGGGUGCCAUUUGAGACGCAUACUUUGUUUUUUAUUAAUUAUCUGAGACAUGUUUUCUAUCUCUCAGGGAACACAGGGAAUAAAUACAGCCUCCCCUCCUCCAGUAGAACGGGGUAAGAUGUAUUUGGUUGUGUCCCAAAUGGCACUCUAUUCCCUACAAAGUGCGGUACUUUUGACCAAAGCCCUAUGGGCCCUGGUCAAUAGUAGGGCAUUAUAUAAGGAAUAUGGUGCCGUUUGGGACACAGUCCUUCUUUCCACAUGGUGGUAUGAUUUCUCUUUUUUAAAUCAACCUUCCUAUCCUGUUUCAUCUGUAAAACCGGAAUCUUUGAUGUUCCAUGAUCAUUUUAAUCUUGUAUUUUUAUAUUUAGAAUAAUGUAGAUAUGUUUUAUGUUGGUGUUAAAUAUAGCCAGUCAGUCAUAUUGCUAUAUUAAGUCAUUAUUCAAAUGUAAUUUGUUUGUUCAAGUGAUGUUCUUGAGCAGACACAUCUUUGGAUGCUAAGGUAAUGAGUCAUUGUGUUUUCUCUGACUCCAGCGGUCGGUUUGGAGUUCCAGCAGUGGAGAGCAGGCCCAGUAUCUGGGGGGUGAGCCCCCCCAAGUUUGUGACAAAGCCCUCACGUAUCUUUGUCCGAAUGGGACAGACUGGCAAAUUCUUGGCCAAAAUCACAGGACGUCCACAGCCCUUGGUUACCUGGCUCAAAGUGAGAUGGAACAGAGAAAGUUUGGCAACUUCAGUAACUUUCCCCAAAUUCCAAAGUUUUCCAGAAAUCCCAGUUGUAAUAAUCUUUGAAUUCGUAGGGAAUAAGCAUGAAAUCCGACCAGUAUUAUAGAAACCUGAGAAUUUAGGGAAAGUAACUGGAAUUUUGCAACUCUAGAUGGAAUAGGGAAGACGUAUUCUGUCUUUCAAAGAUGGAGGAUGGUGAUUCUUCAUUUGUGAAUCUCUGACUUCCAUCUCUCUCUCUUGCUCUAUCUCCCUUUCUUCUACUCUCUCUUUUUCUCUGUGAUGGAUGGUUGUCACAGGGAGAUGAAGAGCUCCAUGCUUCUCCCCACUUCAACAUGUAUGAAAAGUCUGGAAUCCACUUUCUGGAGAUCCGAGAUGUGUGUGUGGACGAUGCAGGAAUGUACACCUGCUCUGUGGCCAACAGUGCUGGGAAGGCCACGGCUACAGCAGAGCUGAUCGUUCAGGGUAGGACACUGCAGCCAAUCACACAGCCUGUUAUUCAGCCAUCAGCCGUCAACCCACAGGCAGUGUCCCAAAAAUCCAUUUUGUAGUGCACUUCUUUUGACUUGGGCCCACUAAAUGGGGAAUAGGGUGCCGUUUAACAUCACAGUAAAUCAUCAGCAAUGCCAGUUCUGAAUACAGAGUUAUAUUUCGUAAAUGUUGAUUCGUAUUUGAGAGGGGAAAUUCAGUGUGUAUCCUUUCCUUUUUAGGUUCAGGCAGUGAGCCGGGCAUGUGAGUAUGUAUCUCAUACAGUACCCUGUAUAGUGAUAUUACUAACUGUGUGUUUACAUGAGUAAGCAUUUUCGUGAGUUGGAUACAUUUCUACAAAAUAUUUCCACAAUUUCUUCACAGUGAGGUAUUCAAUCUUUUGACAAUGUCACGUGUUACUACCACUACAGCCUAGGUCCAUCUGCUCUGGUAGCACCUGUCCCAAAGACAACUGACUCACCUGAAGUCAAGCCCACAAGUAACGGCCUGCUCGCAGACAAACGAUCACCUACCAAGACAGGAGACAGGGCUGAGACCAGACUCACUGCUCUCACCAGGGAGACCAAAGACAGCAUAGAGACCAAAACUCCAGCAUGGAAGACCAGCGCAGAAUCUCCCAAGACCACCGUCGUGACUUCUCCCAAGCCUCCUGCGGACCUGCCAGACAAGGCCCCCAGACAGCCUGGCGUCUCUCCCCUCAAGGUUGCCAGCUCCACCACCACCCGGCAGCACCACCUGAGAGGCCAAGGGGCUGCAAGGACCAGCCCACCCCCCCAAAGCAGAGCCCCUGAGAGGGAUACAAGAGAUACUGUGAAGACCCCCCCAAAGGGAGUCCCAGACCCAUCUCCAGAGCCCACCAGAGAGACCAGAAGGCAGGCCAGAGAGAGCAGGUCAGAGAGGGCAGCAGUGACUGCAGGAGCUCAACCCAAAUUUGACUCUGUACCUCAGAGCCAGGAUGCUACGGAGGGGACCCAAGUCAUAUUCAAAUGCCAAGGUGAUUCAAAACAUCUUGCGAUGCCAUGUUUCAGAUGUUUUUUGAUAUAAAUUAUAUAUUUAAUCAGAGAAAAUAGUACAAGACCUUCCCAACACAUUCCCAACUUUAGAUGUUUUUGACCAAACUUGAAUAGGCCAUUUGGACAAUGUUCGCUAAUAGCUACUUUAUUGUUGCAUAUUUAACCCAUUAGAUUGACUGUUGAUGUGUUCUUCCAGUCUCAGGUUCUCCUGUGCCUGGCCUGAGCUGGGUUAAAGAUGGCCUCCCUUUGAGACCCAGAGCAGGCCUGACCUUCCAGCAGGACGGCAACACACACAUCGUCACUCUGACCAACGUCCAGAAGAGGGACAGUGGGACUUAUGGAUGCACCAUGACCACAAGCACUGGGAAGGUGUCUUCUACUUGGACCCUCAGUGUCAACAGUAAGUACUUAGGAUACAUCCCAAAUUGCACCCUAUUCCCUAUAAAGUACACUACUUUUGACCAGAGCCCUAUGGGCCCUGGUUAAAAGUAAGGCACUGUAUAGAAAAUAGGGUGCCAUUUGAGACACACCCUAAGUUUACUGUACAGACUGUGACAAGUCUGUACAGUAAAUGUUGCUUUAAUAGGGUGAACUAAGGCCCUUGUUGUGUAGAAUAUUCAUUACAUGACUCCUUUUCAGUGAACAGUUUCAGUGAGCACAGUUUCUAGUCUCCAGCUCUGCCUUUGGGUAAAAAAUUAUCUAAUUCCUUUCCCCUGGCUGUCUCAAUCAAAACAGGAUAAUGAUGAAGGAAGGAAUAAGGGAGCACAUCGACGUUAAGUCCAUUCCUCAGCUACAAUGCUGACUUGGGCUGAGUUCAUCCAAAACGAGACUGUUGCAUUUGGAAACGAGACUGUUGCAUUUUUAAAGGAGACUGUUGCAUGUCCUUCUAAGCCAUCUGCUGUCGGUGACAAAACAAAAGUUGCUUGUUUAUUUAAUGAUAAUCAAAGUGAAACUAUUUUAAUGGAGGAUUUGGAGAGGUUUUGAUAUCUUGUCUAGUUGUUUUUGUUUGGACUAAACAGACUGGCACCCGUCUACAGUGAUUCAAUUUGCAGCAAAAGGGGAGAGUCUGGCAGUUUUAUCACGUUUAUUUUCUAUAAUACAGAACAGUGCCAAACACUAUGCAGAUUCAGUUUGUUUUGCUUGAGACGAGCAGUCUAUAUUUGUUGGGAGUGAGUGUCCUUUAGGAAUGACUGCAACUGUUCUUGUCUACCUAUGCCAUCUACUGGAAAGAAGGAAAAUUGCAUCUUGUCAGAUACCAAGUCUGCGUCCCAAUUUCCCAAGUGUGCGCUUGCACACUCCCCGUCAUCGAUAUAAAAGCUUUGGAUUGGUGUAAGCAUUGGUUGAAGGGCAUUUCCAGCAUUGUUAAAUCCAUGAUGGGAGUGUGCAAGUGCAGAAUCAGGAUGCACCCCCACUUUGCUAAUACCACAUUUGUUACUCUUAGACUGACCAGUACCACACAUUCCCUCAUUUUAAAUGUACUGCAAGGCUCCAAUGCAAUGUAAUAUACUGUAAAUGUUAGUACUCUGUCUGUGUACUCCCUCCCCUGCAGACUCACGGCUGGAGGGCAAGCCCCCGGCGUUCAGCACAGUCCUGAAGGGAUGUUCAGUGAGUGAGGGCCAGGACUUCCUUCUGCAGUGCUCA
Molecule: messenger RNA, 24618 nt
Organism: Coregonus sp. 'balchen'
Lineage: Eukaryota; Metazoa; Chordata; Actinopteri; Salmoniformes; Salmonidae
Source: the annotation of a GenBank genome assembly